Molecule: messenger RNA, 1056 nt
Organism: Vidua macroura (Pin-tailed whydah)
Lineage: Eukaryota; Metazoa; Chordata; Aves; Passeriformes; Viduidae
Gene: GPR139
Product: G protein-coupled receptor 139
Exons: 2
Coding region: 1-1056 (351 amino acids)
Biological process (GO): G protein-coupled receptor signaling pathway
Cellular component (GO): membrane
Molecular function (GO): neuropeptide receptor activity
Source: RefSeq, a predicted model, not a curated record
AUGGAGCACAACCACCUCCACCUCCACAACGGCUCGCUCCUGGCGCACCACCGCUAUGGCUGCGGCUUGGGAUACGCACCUGUCGUCUACUACAGCCUGCUGCUCUGCCUCGGGCUGCCGGCAAACAUCUUGACAGUCAUCAUCCUCUCCCAGCUUGUAGCUCGCAGGCAGAAGUCCUCCUAUAAUUACCUUCUAGCUCUAGCUGCUGCUGACAUCCUGGUUCUCUUCUUCAUCGUCUUUGUUGACUUCCUCAUGGAAGACUUCAUCUUAAACAAACAGAUGCCUCAGGUACUGGACAAAAUAAUCGAGGUUUUGGAAUUUUCUUCCAUCCACACGUCGAUUUGGAUUACGGUGCCGUUGACCAUCGACCGGUACAUCGCUGUGUGCCACCCCCUCAAGUACCACACGGUCUCCUACCCUGCUCGUACUCGCAAAGUCAUCGUCAGCGUCUACACCACCUGCUUUUUGACCAGCAUCCCCUACUACUGGUGGCCCAACAUUUGGAUUGAAGACUACAUCAGCACAUCCAUGCACCACGUCCUCAUCUGGGUGCACUGCUUCACUGUGUACUUAGUGCCCUGCUCCAUCUUCUUCAUCCUGAACUCCAUCAUUGUGUACAAGCUGCGGCGAAAGAGCAAUUUCCGCCUGCGAGGGUACUCCACGGGGAAAACAACAGCCAUUUUGUUUACUAUAACUUCUAUUUUCGCCAUACUGUGGGCGCCAAGAAUAAUCAUGAUAUUGUAUCACCUCUACGUGUCCCCUAUAAACAACAGCUGGCUGGUCCAUAUUGUGUCGGACAUCGCCAAUAUGCUGGCACUGCUGAACACUGCAAUUAAUUUCUUCCUCUACUGUUUUAUUAGCAAAAGAUUUCGCACAAUGGCAGCUGCCACCUUGAAAGCCUUCUUUAAGUGUCAGAAGCAACCUGUGCAAUUCUAUACAAACCAUAACUUUUCCAUAACAAGCAGCCCUUGGAUUUCCCCAGCCAACUCUCACUGCAUCAAAAUGCUUGUUUACCAGUAUGAUAAGAAUGGGAAGCCUAUAAAAAUAUCACCAUGA